AUGGAAAGUGAGAGCAUUAUCACUGUAUCCGUCAUUUGGAGAGACAAACACAUGAAAGUGGAGAUGGAUGAAAGGUCUUCUGUCAGAGAGCUUGGACAGAAACUACAAAAUUUAACAAAAAUCAAAGCUGAUACCAUGCGGUUGCUUGUUCCACAAUCUGCCACUAGGGGUUCCAAGCUCGUUAUUCCUUUUUCAGAGGAACACUCAAGUUUAAGAUUGGAGGAAAUUUCGGUUCUCAAGGUACUUUUCAUACUUUGCUAUCCAGCGUUGCUUGCUUUUCUUUACAUUUCACUUUAGAAAAGUUUUGCUCAUGGAGUAAUAUAUUAUUUAUCCAGUGUUAUGAGAUAGUACGAGUUUUUUUACUAGAUGGAUUGCAUAAGAGGAAGCCUUCCCUGGAACCAUUGCCAUUUUGUUACCUGCCUUCUUGAACAUGGACGGAAAUAUGAUGCUUGAAAGUACUUAUUUUGCGAUAUGUUUUCUCUCGAAUGUCAGCAUGUCUUGGGCACUCGGAGGUUUUUCGUGAAAUAUAUAGAUAUCACCAAAAAUAAUUUCUGAUUACUAAUUAUCAUGGGUCAAAUUGAACCUUAUAUUAAUUCUUUAGAUCACAUAGGUGAUGGUGUCGAGCCUUAUAUAAAUACUAGUAUGAAAUAAACUUUGCUGCUCCAAACGAGAUACCGUAGUCACCGUGGGUGGAGGUCUGUGGAGAUAGAAUAGUUGAAGCAUUUGAGUAAGAAGAGUUACCCAUAAUGUAUGGCCUUCUGGCUGUAAGAAAUGAACAGUCUGGGGUAUGACACAACAAGCAGGCGGAUGCUGCUCUCUGGAAGAAACUGUUGAUUUUCUGUGACGUUUAAUUUCUUUAUUUUUUAAUUUUCAGGUCCUGGAAAUCCAGUCCAUAAUACUCUGAAACACUUUUCUAUGGCCACAUACUGAGUGAUCCUAUGUUUGAGUUUCUACCCUAGUGUGCUGCAACUUGUUGGAAUAACCAAGCUGCUUGUUGGAACAACCGUUGUGAUUUAGUAAAUUACGUGCCAAGUACGCAAAUGAGGGAAUUCUAAGACACCCUAUUUUCAGGGAUUAUUUUAUUACCCUUCGCUUGGAAUAUUUCAUCCCUUUUUUGCUCCGAGUCUAAAGCUAAAUAUUUUAUGGAAAGACGUUUUUGACAUUGCUUCCACGGUUUCGCCGCUGGUCAGUUGUUGCUCUAAUGCAGACUCCAAUAAACUAGCAACCAGAGGUCAAUUUUCUGUGGUGGUGAUAGGUUCCUACUUAGACCAAAGGAAAUCUUCCAGAGUUCCAUUGAAGACCAGUUAGAGGGUGGAGAAGUUCAUUUCGUAUUGAGAGGCCUAGGCACCAAUGAGCAAAACUCAGCGUCUUUCAUAGACAUAGAAAGGGUUCACAGGAUGAGGGAAAAGAGCAAGUUUGAUUCAGGAAGUCGUAAUAUUUUUUCCCGGUUAAUAUUAGCCAUCGAUUUGUUGAAACACAAUAAAAAAUAGGCUGACAUCUAUAUGAAAAUAUUUCUUGUUGUGUAAGCAGCAGCAUUUGUCAUGACAUUCCAACUUAGAAACUUGUUUUUCCAUUAAAAACUACGUAAACCAAAAUCCUCGGUUAUUUUUUAUUCCGUAGGAAAUAGUACGAUCUGGAAGAAGUUUAGUCCUCGUGAUCUGGAUAGAGGCCCAGAGGUUGACUUACCUAAUGGUCAACAUGCCUAUCUACAGUGUGGCUCGCAACGGAGACAAAAUUGCAUUUAAUUUUUUGACCUUUUUCUUUGGCAUCUGUAUGCAACUACAAAGUGGACGUUUUUGGGCCGUUGACUAUGGGUUGGGACUAUUUUGGUAGUAUAUUAAAGUUCAUGCACCUAGCUGCCUCCUGCAGAAUAUCGAGUUUCAUUGUUUGUCUGUUUUCAAUGGCAGGGGAAGCCCAUUAGAAUGAUGGGGGUGUUCGAAUACGAAAUCGAGGAAGUUUCUAAAAAUAGCUCAAACUCAGAUUCGAGAAUCCGGGGCUUUGACGAAGAAGAAGAAAGGCUGAGGCGGCGAUUGCUGACCGCACCCCAAUCCUCCCUAAAACUCCCACAAGGGCCCUACAUUUUCUGUGAUUUCCGUACGCUGACCAUACCAGGGAUCGAGGUCUGCUCUCCACUCCGUCUUUUACUUCUCACUUUACCCGAAAUGGUUAGUCUUUUACCUCUUAAACCCCCAUUUUCUACUUGCAGCUAAACCCGCCGCCUUCUGAAGCAUUGAGAAGAAUGCACAUGCUCGCCUGUGAUCCCGGAAUCAUUGCCAUCAUGAACAAGGUACAUUCCUCAGAUUUUCUCAGAUUUUCUGCCUUCCUGCUGCUGACACGUGGAUUUUUUAAUUUUUAAUUUUCCCCUUUCCCUCAGCAUCGUUGGCGCGUGGGGAUCAUGACAGAAAUGGCGCCUGUGGGCUACGUGGGCGUCAGCCCAAAGUGUCUCCUUGGGUUCAACAAGGUAGGUGACCAAAUAAGAAACCGAUGGUGGGGUUGUGGGAAUCCAGAUGCUCAUUUGACUACUUACAAUCCUUUUGCAGAACCGUGGGGAGGAGAUAUCUCUCCGCCUUCGAACCGACGACCUCAAGGGGUUCAGGAAGUAUGAGAGCAUUAAAAAUACUCUCUUUCACGAACUUGUAAGUUCGAAUGCUCCAAGCACUAAUCCAGUAGAAACCUUUCCCGAACUAUCAUUAAAAAAGGGACUCACCUUCCUCCAUCUCAGGCUCAUAUGGUGCACUCCGAACAUGACGCUGACUUCUACGCCCUCGAUAAACAGGUACAGCACUUCAGAUAUCACCAUCACCAUCAUCAUCAUCAUCUUCUUCUUCUUUCUUCUUCCUGAAUUAGAAAGUUUCAUUCAAUGCAGCUGAAGGAGGAGGCGGCUCGGAUGGACUGGACAAGGUCUGGAAGCCGCACGUUGACCGGGCACAGAGUCAGAGAGAGUUUCGAAGAUGUGGUCCCUUCUGGGUCAACCCAUCAAAGGAGCUCCCAGAAGCUCGGGGGCAGCUACCUGGGGCCACCAGUCGAUCCCCGGGCAUCUUCCGUUGCCGCCGCCCUCGGCCGGCUCCUCAGCGCCGCCGCUGACGGAUCGGAAAGAAUCUCCGACGCGGCGGUCGAACCAGGCCCGGCUGCCGGAGGAGAACUCCUCGAGCCCGAUCCCGACGAUGGUUCAGACCGGGCCGUAGCCGAGCCCGACCCGGACGAUUCCGGGUUUGGAAAUGACGGCGCCGCCGGCGGAGGAUUCCUCGAGCCCGAUCCCGACGAUGGUCCGGACCGGGCCAUGACCGAGCCAGACCCGGACGAUUCCCUAUUUGGAAAUGGCGGCGACGCCGGCGGAGGAUUCCUCGAGCCCGAUCCCGACGAUGGUCUGGACCGGGCCGUGGCCGAGCCCGACCCGGACGAUUCCGGGUUUGGAAAUGGCGGCUCAGCUGGCGGAGAAUUCCUCGAGCCCGACCCCGACGAUGGUCCCGACCGGGCCAUGACCGAGCCAGACCCGGACGAUUCCGUAUUUGGAAAUGGCGGCGCUGCUGGCCCAGAAACAGAAACGGAAGGAAGUUCUCCCUUUGGGGAGCUUGAAGAGCCCGCUGCGGCGAUGUGCAGACGUCUCCAGAAGGCCUUCGAGGCGCUGCGAUCCGAGGCGCCACCCUCCGAGGCCGUCUCAUCUCUCGACACCCUCCUCAAGAUCAUCAGGUCAGAUCCCCCACCCUCAAUGAAGAGAGAAUGAGAGAGAGAGACACAAUCAAUUGGCUCUGACGGGCUUUCUGCGUGCUCCUCUAGGAACGUUAUCGAUCAUCCCGAAGAGGCAAAAUUCAGACGGCUGCGGAAGGUACUACUCCCCCUAUCUUUUCCCAAUUCAGAAGCCAGAUUGAAUCUUUGUUUCCUUUUACUGAAUCCUCUGGGGGGAAUGCUCUCUCAGGCCAAUCCGCUGAUCCAACGCCACGUCGCCAGCUACCAGGGUCAGCGCAUUUCCUCCCGUGAAUCAUCAUCAUCAUUAUCUCUCUAAUAAUAAUGAUCAUAGUAAUGAGGCUAGUGAAUAGUUAAAUUAAUAAUAAUCUCUGGGUUUGGAUGGGGGCAGCUGCAAUGGAGAUCCUGGCGGUGGUGGGCUUCUGCGAGGACGUUGUGGCCGAGGAGGCGUUCAUCGUCUUGAAGAGGAACGACCCAGGCCUGCUCUGGCUCGCCAAGUCAACGUUGGAGGUGAGACUGUAA
Molecule: messenger RNA, 4206 nt
Organism: Spirodela intermedia
Lineage: Eukaryota; Viridiplantae; Streptophyta; Magnoliopsida; Alismatales; Araceae
Source: the annotation of a GenBank genome assembly